AUGUCAUUGCAGGACUUCCACGCCUUGUUCAGCAAAGAAAUCGAUCGCUAUCUGGCGAAGCUCGCCACGCGAGGAAAGACUUCACCAGGCCAGCGUGAAGAUCAACCAUAUGUUCAUGAAUUGAAGCGUCUGGCCCGACAGAUGGCUGAAAGUGUUCUGCAGCGUCUCGCUGCCAACGCCACAAAGUGGGGCUUGGAUCAGCAGGCACUGGAUGGAAAACUUGGAACAGAAGGUAAUGCGCAGAGCAAAGCAUCAAGCAAAUCUGCCAGAUUGGACAAGCUGAGGUCAAGGUGCCAAGACUUGGAAGCCGAAGUGCGCAGACAUCAACAGGAGGAGGAGAAGCGAAAAUCCGAAGUCCUCGGAAGAUUCAAGGCGCAGUACGAUGCGAUUCUGCAGUCCCAGGAGCAGGAGUUGCUCCAGAUUCGCAGGGCUGUUGCCACGUCGGAGGACGGAGCUCCUCACAAUGGGACACUGCUGCGUCAAGAGCUCUCAGAGCAGCUCAAGCAUAUCCAGACCCAGCUUGCCAGCACGAAGGCGCAUGUGAUUGAGCUGGACAGCCUUAAACAGAAUUUGGACAAGAUCGAGGAUCAGCAGCGCAGGGCAAUUCCUCCAAUGGAGGCCUUGUUGGCCAGCACCAUGGACAAUUGGCCGGACGACACGGAGGAUGAGAUUCUGGCUGCAAACAUCCGCAAGGGAGAGCAGGUCUGCAAAAGACUCCGGCAGCAUCAGUCCUACUGA
Symbiodinium natans is the source of this 738-nucleotide messenger RNA. The record is from the annotation of a GenBank genome assembly. NCBI's taxonomy places the organism in Eukaryota, Dinophyceae, Suessiales, Symbiodiniaceae.